Molecule: messenger RNA, 3861 nt
Organism: Aplysia californica (California sea hare)
Lineage: Eukaryota; Metazoa; Mollusca; Gastropoda; Aplysiida; Aplysiidae
Product: ATM interactor
Exons: 5
Coding region: 149-3151 (1000 amino acids)
Biological process (GO): regulation of transcription by RNA polymerase II
Cellular component (GO): nucleus
Molecular function (GO): transcription cis-regulatory region binding; DNA-binding transcription factor activity, RNA polymerase II-specific
Source: RefSeq, a predicted model, not a curated record
AUUUGAUAAAUUAUAACAAAAUAGUCUAACAACCGUUUGCCGUUUACUCUUUCCUCAGUGACUUGGUAACGGCAACGGUGUCAAAGGACGAUGCAGGGUUUGGCAAGUAGAUCUAUGUGCACCUUGGUUCCAGGUUUUGCACCCCACGAUGACUGAAAAUCUUCAAAUAAAAAAGAUAAUACCUUCUCCAAGUGAGCUUUUGAUUGACAACAAUCGUACUGAAUCAGAUCUGAAAUGUUCGGUGCCAGGGUGUGGAUAUAUUGCCACUACAGUCUCAGUGCUGGGUCUGCAUCGUGCAAAGGCUCAUAACAUUAAAAAUGUUGUUGAGAAAAAUACAGUUCAUCACUACCACUGUCCUGUGGCCAGUUGCUACUUCAACCAAAAUUCAGAAAGAUAUUUUAAGACUUUGGACAUUUUAAGGACUCACUAUAUGAAGCUACAUUCUGACAAGAAAUUUCUGUGUCAAAAAUGCAAGAAAGCAUUUGGGUUGGAGCGAGAUUGUCUUCGGCAUCAGAGAGAGUGUGGACAAGAGUUCUCCUGUGUAGACUGCGGCAAGACGUACGCUGCCAAAUCCUCACUCAUCGCACACUGUAACUACAACCAGCAUAAGAAGCCGGAAGCUGUUAUCUCAGAAGCAAGACCAAAGGCUGAGAAAAAGAAGGCUAGUAAAAGACAAAAGAAGGAUGUUUUAAUGAGAAAGGGGCCUGUUCCGAUAUUACCCAAACAAGUAAUUGCAGACCCAGACAAUUCUGAACCUUCACUUGUGCUGCCUUCGACUGCCGUACAACAGCAAGCCGUAAAACUUUACCACGUGGAUGCGUCUGUUGGACCCGAUGUUGAGAAAGUGACACCCGAACAGCUCACCACUCAGGCUGUGCAGACUGUCCGUUUCAAAAGAACCGCUAGCAUUCAGACAUGUUUCCAUGCUUUCUGCGAGACAAACAACCCCAAGAUUGUGAAACUAUCUACAGGUAUCCAGACAGCCCUGCCGUAUGAGUUUCCAGAUGGCGUCAGACGUCGUAUGGCGGAGACCCAGACACGGGAGUCUAUUCUACAGACGGCAAUGAGCGCUGCGAGGAUCCCGGUCCUCAAAGUUUGCCGGGGAACGCAAAAGUCUCAAGGGGAAGCGAAAGCCCUGAAGAGGAAAAAAAUCCACGUUGGAGCUCAGACAUCCACUCCUAGCCCUGCCAAAAAGUCUUUGUCCACAACCAGUGUGCCUCUAGGGAGCAGUUCUUUACCGAACCAAAAACACUGUGGUCAGGUUGAUCUUGUGAACUUGAACCAGUUUUUGUCCUCAAUAUCGACACAGACAAAGCUGAGCUGUGUGGAUGAACAGUUUGCUGCGAGGACUUUAGAGCCGUGUGCAUCCCAGCACCUACAGCACAUACACACUCAGACAAACUCAGUUACAAGAUGCAGUGGUGUGCAGGCUGAUUUAAUGCUGACAAGAAGUGAUCAAGAUACCCAAACAACUUUUCCUGGCUUCCUGAAAAUGAUGCAAAGUGACCAUUCUGCAUUUUCCAAUUUCCCCACACAAGACUGCCACACUCAAACUGCUCUCCAGAGCUCUCACUGUGAAAUUGAGCCCAUCAUCAACAACAUUCAGACCCAGACCCAUCUGUCCUCCUUGAACCGCCCUGCAAAACAGGACCAGGGCACAGUCACCUGUCACACCGUGCACACAGCGGGCCACGGAAAUGAUGCUGAUAGAUUCCCCUGCUCACACUCGGCGAUGGAGUAUGGUUACCUUGAUGAUGUGUCUCAAUUUAGAUCUUUUUCACACCGGGAACCCUCCUCGCUUCCUCACGCAGGCCCCAGCAGUAACACUGAGCCAGCCAGCACCAGACGCUCGGUCAGUGAAAGCACCAUGGUGGCCCCAGAUGACCUGACGGAUUUGUUGAUGGACGUUCUCGAGAACACGCAGACGCCGCCUGCCUCUCCUCCUCUGAUUUUGCGACCAGCGCAGACAGUUCAGAGUAUGUCUCAAGAUGGGAUCCCUCACCUUUCUUCCUCCUGUCCACUGAAGAGUCGUGCUAAUAAAGGAGAGUUUUCUGGCUGUGGUCAGCUGAGAGGUAGCCAGCUGGGGCACAAGCUCUGUGAUCUUGUCACCACUCACGACGCGGCUGUCGGGGGAUCAGACGGCAUCACGCAGACAUUUGACCUUGGCUGGGAUAUGGGCACACAGACAAUGACAGACUUUGUCACCGACAUGAUGACCCAGACUGGUGAUGACCUCCUGGAGUUCCUGACCAGCGACAUCCAGACCCAGACCUUGGACGAUAUUUACAGCUCAUUACCUCUGACUGCUGAGUCGCCCCUUCACAGCUCGGAGAAAAUGGCAACAACAGACAUCGCCAUACAAUUGGAUGUCUCUGACUUCAGCGGAGACCACGCCAGCACUCAGACCGUCGGGAGUGGUGUGGACGAUCAGACUCUGGACUUGAGGGACAACUCGUUCGCUUUCCCCCCGGAGAUGGCGUCCGUGGGCUGUGGCAGCAGUCCCAGGAUGGGUGGCGAUGCGGUCAUGGUUGGACAUGAUGAUUAUUCUUUGUUGUAUCCCCAAGAAGACAACUACAUGGACGUGAUAACUCACAGUUCUGUCACCGCAGGUCAACUUGACAGCAGACCAGCAAUGAGCUUGCCAUACAAGAGCACAGAGACUUCAGAAACACAAACCUCUCACGAUCCCUUCUUUUCAAAUUUAUUGAAUGCUGAAUUAAAAGAAUCUUUUUCACAAUCUCUGGAGCCUGGGGGAAAAAAAUCUCUGGAGAACUCUCACACCCAAACAGCUUUAGACUCCGUGCUGCCGAUGUUGUGUUUUGAGGAUGUCCCCACAGUGCAGUUUUCUCCAUCUUCAAAAACUAUCGACAAAACUGUGGCCACUGACUUCCCAAGCACUGGCAGAGAAACGGCAGAAUGUCAAACUCCGUGGGAAGAUUUCUUUAGCUUUGUCGAGGACUCGGAGACUCAAACUCACGAGAUAAAACCUUUGAGUAUCGGACUGUCGAUCGGCAUCAACAGCCACACACAGACAAGCCACAGCCAGCAUCCCAUGGGGCAGUUCGUCCUGACCGAUUCCUUCACACAGACGUGUUUGGAUCAGAACACACAGACGCAGCCCUAUGACAUGGAGGAUCUGUUGAAUCUCUGACUUACAACAUACAGUAUAGCACGGAAAGGUCGAACACAGAAGACUGUAAAUCACACAUCCGUCGAACUGUACCUACGGUCCCUGUUUUUUUUUCUAUUUCAUCUUUGAAAGAUAUCCCUUGACUUGAACUAUUGAUUCCUCCAACUACCGAGGCAAGUCCCGACGAAUUUGAGCUAUCCGUGUUAUACUGUAAUAAUGUAGUACUGUUCUGCAUGCUUUACUUUUUUUGAGGGUUUGGGAGGAGGGAGAGUGUUAGGGAGGAAGGACAGGAUUGGUGUGGAUUUGCAAACCACGAAAUCCUCAGGGCACGAGCUCUCAAGGUUUAGGAUUGGUGUAAUCACUUGCUCCUCUAACUUUCUGUUAAGCCUGGACCAUUCAGUCAUUCUUUCCUUUGACUUAACUUGUGUUGGGAUUGGCACUGUUUUAUUGUUUCAGCACAAAAUUAAAAAUAUUUAAAUAUAAGUAAAAUUUAUUAUUAUUUGAAUAUUAUCAUAAUUUAAAUUAUAAUGACAAUGUGCUGUCUCAAUUACUAGUUCUCUUUCUGAAACAGUUUGUCUCACAAUAGUUGUAUUUUUGUUAUAACCUCGGCAAAUGUUUUUUUGCCAUUUGAUGAUUUUUUAUAUACCCUGGGGUAAUGCUACUGACUUUAGGCCAUUCUCGAAGGGGGGAUAUUAAUCAUGUUCUUAUACACAGUAGAAUUGUAAUUGUAA